Alternaria arborescens is the source of this 927-nucleotide messenger RNA. RefSeq lists its product as hypothetical. The coding region runs from base 1 to 927 and encodes 308 amino acids. The transcript has a single exon. The record is from RefSeq and is a predicted model, not a curated record. NCBI's taxonomy places the organism in Eukaryota, Fungi, Ascomycota, Dothideomycetes, Pleosporales, Pleosporaceae. Gene Ontology annotation, molecular function: protein binding.
AUGUCCAACAACAGGAUUGACGUACCCCGGCGACUCCGGCGCGCCAUCCUACUCAACGACCUCGCCCUCGUCCAACGCAUUAUCCGCAACAACCACACGUACCUACGCAAUCCCGACUUCGAAGACCGCUCCAACACAUCGCUGCACCUCGCUGCGAAACAUGGCUUCACUUCCAUCGCCGAGUUUCUCGUCGACGCGGGCCACGAAGACGGAAUGAUCAGCCGUAACAACGACUGGGAAACGCCUCUCAUGCUGGCCGCAAGCGCUGGAAAGGAAGAAUGCGGCGUCUACCUCGCCAAGCGCUUCCCCGAAUCCGUAGACUGGAAGAACAAAGCCGGUCUCGACGCGUUGAUGCUGGCGUGUAAAUCUGGUUCGGGGACACUGCAUCUCAUCCCCGCGCUGAUCCUCCAUGGACCCAGUAUACUUUCUGCGAGCGACGCGCAGGGCAACACGGCGCUGCAUCAUGCUUCUGCGGCGGGAGAAUUGAAAGCGCUAAGGAUGUUACUGCAGUAUGGAGCGAAUCCGCUGGCGAGUAAUAGCUACAGCUGGACACCUGUUCAUUACUCGGCCACCACAGCGGCAGAAGCAUAUUUCAAGACUCUCAUCAUCGAGUUUGAGAAGAAGAAGGCAGAAGGGAAGCGCGCGGUCAAGGAGAGGGAGCGGCAGCGUACCGCAGGCGUCAGGCUGGUUACUGAUGCCGAGGGUUUGGGAGGUGCGAAUGCAGGCGUGCCAGAGGGGAGGGCUUCCGUUGAAAGCAACAGACAGCGGGCGAGGGAUGACGCGGCCAUUGCAGGGCUUCCGGCGCCCGGUAUGAUGGAAUGGAGCCCUAUAGAGAGGAGGAGAGCUAUGACGCCCACUGAGGGCAGGGGGUGGACAUUUACGCCUGAUGGAAUGAGGCCGAGGGCUGAGACCGGCGAGUCUAUAUAG